UCUGCAAAGGAGGCAGAAACCAUGCUGUUUCUGACUUUGGGGAAAAGAAUGCUGUACAGCCCGGUCUGCUGGUCCUCCGCAACCAACAGGAGAAGGAGCAGGGUGGUGCUGAGGAAGCCCCGCCCCCAGGAGGCGGGGCUACGGCUCUCUUCUAAACAGGUUACCGAACCGCGAGGUCCUGGAGGCUUUAGUUUAGCCAGGCAUAUGCAAAAAUCCCCCGAGCUUGCUCAGCAGAUCUGAAAUGAGCAUUUAUUAAAGCCAGCUUUCUCCCGGGAGGGUCAUUUUCGGAUCCCCUGCAUGUGACUGCAAGCCCAGGCUGAACCUUCACUCCUCUGCAGCCGGAAGGAUUCUCGCUGGGGCUUCGGUACUCUAUCGUCUUUGUGUGGAAGGAGCUCUGGAGGUCUUUCAUCGGGACCUUUAGAGUUGGAGUUCCGAGUCCUCCGUCUCUUUCCAAGAAGGAGCCACCCGUGGAGAGCACAGCCUUUCGAACUCAGCACUGGAGACACACGGAGAUUCUUUAAAGGAUGGUCUCCCACUCGGAGCUGAGGGAAAUUUUUUGCUCUGCUGACGCAGUCUGCUUUGAUGUUGAUAGUACAGUCAUCAGAGAAGAAGGAAUUGAUGAGCUGGCCAAGUUCUGUGGUGUUGGGGAUGCUGUGUCAGAAAUGACCCGUAGAGCCAUGGGUGGCGCAGUGACUUUUAAGGCGGCUUUAACAGAGCGGUUAGCCCUCAUCCAGCCUUCCAGAGAACAAGUGCAGAAACUCAUAUCAGAGCAUCCUCCACAUCUCACACCAGGAAUAAGGGAGCUGGUGAGCUGCUUACAGCAGCGAAAUGUUCAGGUCUUCCUAAUAUCCGGUGGGUUUAGGAGCAUCGUAGAACAUGUUGCUUCAAAGCUCAAUAUUCCAGCCACUAACGUCUUUGCCAAUAGGCUGAAGUUCUAUUUCAAUGGUGAAUACGCUGGUUUUGAUGAGAGCCAACCAACCGCUGAAUCUGGUGGGAAAGGGAAGGUGAUUGGGCUCCUUAAAGAACAGUUUCAUUUUAAGAAAAUAGUCAUGAUUGGAGAUGGAGCUACAGACAUGGAAGCUUGUCCUCCUGCUGAUAUUUUCAUUGGCUUUGGAGGAAAUGUGAUUAGGCAACAAGUGAAGGACAAUGCCAAGUGGUUCAUCACUGACUUUGAGGAGCUUCUUCGAGAACUGAAAAAGUGAUGUCCAAUUUGAAAUAUAUGAAAAAAAUAUGCAUAUAUAUUUUAUUAGCAUUUCCAGAUUAAUUAAAAAGAAAACUUCUACGGA
Molecule: messenger RNA, 1286 nt
Organism: Monodelphis domestica (gray short-tailed opossum)
Lineage: Eukaryota; Metazoa; Chordata; Mammalia; Didelphimorphia; Didelphidae
Gene: PSPH
Product: phosphoserine phosphatase
Biological process (GO): L-serine biosynthetic process; dephosphorylation
Cellular component (GO): cytoplasm
Molecular function (GO): L-phosphoserine phosphatase activity; magnesium ion binding
Source: RefSeq, a predicted model, not a curated record